Euleptes europaea (tarantolino) is the source of this 946-nucleotide messenger RNA. It is a transcript of the gene NGF, whose product is annotated as nerve growth factor. The transcript has 2 exons. Gene Ontology annotation, biological process: cell surface receptor protein tyrosine kinase signaling pathway; positive regulation of peptidyl-serine phosphorylation; positive regulation of collateral sprouting. The record is from RefSeq and is a predicted model, not a curated record. Bases 68 to 799 code for a protein of 243 amino acids. Gene Ontology annotation, molecular function: nerve growth factor receptor binding; growth factor activity. NCBI's taxonomy places the organism in Eukaryota, Metazoa, Chordata, Lepidosauria, Squamata, Sphaerodactylidae.
CCUCUGGCAGCAGCCCCUAGGGGGACGGCCCACCUGCCCGCGGCGCAGCGCUGAGGUGCAUAGCGUAAUGUCCAUGCUGUGCUACACUCUGAUUAUAGCGUUUCUGAUCGGCAUAUGGGCAGCACCAAAAUCUGAGGAUAAUGCACCACUGGGGUCUCCUGCAACAUCUGACAUUUCGGAAAGAAGCCGGACUAACGCGUACCAUGUUGUGAAAACAGGGCAACACAGAGACCAUAACCAGCCUGUUACUAAGAAAGCAGAGGACAGAAAAAUUGGGCAAGCUGCAAACAUCAAAGUGGACCCAAAGCUUUUCCAGAAGAGGCGAUUCCAGUCCCCUCGAGUUUUGUUCAGCACUCAGCCACCUCCUUUGUCAAGGGAUGAUCAGGGUGUGGAGUUUCUGGACAGCACAGACUCUCUCAACAGGAAUAUCCGAGCCAAGCGUUCAACACACCCCGUGCACAACCGUGGGGAAUAUUCUGUGUGUGACAGUAUUAGCGUGUGGGUUGCCAACAAAACCACAGCGACAGACAUCAAAGGCAAACAGGUGACUGUGAUGGUGGAUGUGAACAUUAACAACAGCGCUUACAAGCAGUACUUUUUUGAAACCAAGUGCAGAGACCCUAAGCCAGUGUCCAGUGGGUGCAGGGGCAUUGACGCCAGGCAUUGGAAUUCCUACUGCACCACUACACACACCUUUGUUAAGGCGUUGACCAUGGAAGGCAAGCAGGCAGCCUGGCGGUUCAUUCGGAUUGACACCGCCUGUGUAUGCGUAAUCAGUAGGAAAGCAAAUAACCUCUGAAAUAGACCAACUGUCCUCCGCCCCACCCACAUACUCCCAGUCCCCUACCUCAGCCUGUAAAUUAUUUUAAGUUAUGAGGACUCUAUGGUAUAUUUAUAGUUUAUACAGUAAAGAAAUGAAUCCUCAUUAUUUAUUAAACUCUUUUGG